CGCUCCAGUUCCUGGUGGGGUUUCUGUAUUGUUCACAAAGCAAUGUCCGGCUGUUGAGCGGUGACGGUUUAUUUGCGUAUAGGCGGAGCCCAGUGGAGUCCUUGUUCGGGUCUUGGUUGUUGUCGCUGCAGAUAAAUUUAAACAUCUAAUAAGACUUGAUUAGAACAUCAAAUUCAUAAAGUAAAGACCAUAACAUAUCUCCGCUGGCAGGGAGCAGGUUUAUUAACGCUGUCAGAUGCACUGAGCACUGUCCGGCCGCCCUUGUUGCCAUGAGUAACAGCCACCCGCUGCGCCCCUUCACCUCAGUGGCAGAGAUCGAUCACGUGCACAUCCUGUCGGAGCAUGUUGGUGCGCUGAUCCAGGGAGAGGAGUACAGCGACGUCACCUUCAUUGUGGAGAAGAAGCGCUUCCCUGCGCACAGGGUCAUUCUGGCUGCACGCUGCCAGUACUUCAGAGCGCUGCUGUAUGGAGGGAUGAAGGAGUCACAGCCCCAGGCAGAGAUCCCUCUAGAGGACACCACAGCGGAGGCAUUCAGCAUGCUGCUGCAGUACAUCUACACGGGGCGCGUGUCUCUGAGCAGCGAGCGAGAGGAAGUGCUGCUCGACUUCCUGAGCCUGGCACACCGCUACGGGUUCGAGCAGCUGGAGGACUCCACCUCAGAGUACCUGCGCACCAUCCUCAACACGCAUAAUGUGUGCCUCAUCUUCGACGUGGCCAGCCUCUACUCCCUGCGCAAGCUCAGCACCACCUGCUGCACCUACAUAGACCGCAACGCCCCUGACGUGCUGGCCAGCGAGGGCUUCCUGUCCCUGUCCAAGCUGGCCCUGCUCACUGUGGUGCGGCGGGACUCGUUUGCAGCCCCGGAGAAGGAGAUCUUCCAGGCACUGUGCCGCUGGUGCCGCCACAACUCCGCAGAGAAGCCGGAGGAGGUGAUGGGCGCAGUGCGGCUGCCGCUGAUGAGCCUGGCGGAGAUGCUGAACGUGGUGAGACCGUCUGGGCUGCUGUCCCCCGAUGCCCUGCUCGACGCCAUCAAGACCCGGUCCGAGAGCAGGGACAUGGACCUCAACUACAGAGGCAUGCUGAUCCCGGAGGAGAACAUUGCCACUAUGAAGCAUGGUGCCCAGGUGGUGAAGGGGGAGCUGAAGUCAGCCCUGCUGGACGGAGACACACAGAACUACGACCUGGACCACGGGUUCUCGCGCCACCCCAUUGAGGACGACUGCCGCUCUGGCAUUGAGGUGAAGCUAGGCCAGCCCUCCAUCAUCAACCACAUCCGCCUCCUGCUGUGGGAUAGGGACUCGCGGUCGUAUUCGUACUACAUCGAAGUGUCGAUGGAUGAGAUGGACUGGGUGAGCGUUGUCAAUCACUCCAAGUACCUGUGCCGCUCCUGGCAGAACCUCUAUUUCCCUCCCCGCGUGUGCAGGUAUAUCCGCAUCGUAGGCACUCAUAACACUGUGAACAAGGUGUUCCACCUGGUGGCGUUUGAGUGCAUGUUCACAAACCAGCCCUUCACGCUGGAGAGAGGCCUGUUAGUGACCUCAGAGAAUGUGGCGACGAUCGCGGCCUGUGCCAGCGUGAUUGAGGGGGUGAGCCGGAGCCGAAACGCACUGCUGAACGGAGACACCAAGAACUACGACUGGGACUCGGGGUACACCUGCCACCAGCUGGGCAGUGGGGCAAUCGUGGUGCAACUCGCACAACCCUACAUGAUUGGAUCAAUAAGAUUGUUGCUGUGGGACUGUGAUGACCGGAGCUACAGCUACUACAUCGAGGUCUCCACUAACCAGCAGCAGUGGACAAAGGUCAUCGACCGCACAAAGGGUGGCUGCAGGUCGUGGCAGACACUUACCUUCGAGAGGCAUCCUGCUUCCUUCAUCAGGAUCGUGGGGACACACAACACCGCCAACGAGGUGUUCCACUGCGUUCACUUCGAGUGCCCAGCCCAGCUGGACUGCGAGGUGAAGGAGGGCAGCCCUGGAGAGCCUGGCCAGGACCCAUCAGACUCGGGUUCAAACUGCUCACCACAGUCCCGGCCCUCGCAGCUCUCCAGAGCACAGAGCCUGCAGCCCCCCUCCCCCUCCACCUCCCCCACCCCCACCCCCACCACUGCAUCGAGACCUCACUCACGCCACUGAGAGGUGAAAGAAGAGACUCAAACACUGCAUGGAAACCCAGCUGCCAGCCAUGGUGUGCUCUUUGUUGAAAUAUUGUAUAUGUUGUUGCUGUACUGUACAGGAGCCCUCUGGUCAACCUCAAACUUUCUCAGGUCCAAUAGGCCUGUCUGUCUCUCUUGUUUUGUUUUGAUGUGCAUAAAACUGUCAGUGUACCUACAGCCAGCUGCAGCUCUGCGAGGGCUGGGAGUGAUGCGUUUUGCUUUUUAUAUGAAGGGUUAAAAUGAAAAAAUGUUAGAUGCUGGUAGGAACAAAAAACUGUGCACCUUGGGGUUCUGGGAGGCUAGAUUUGAGGAGCUCAUCACAUCAUGUGAUCUAUACCUGCGUACAUCUCCGCAGAAGGGAUUUCCUGCAGGGAUUUAAGUAGUUGUAAACAAGGCUUCUGAAAAUUAACUAUUGGCAAAGACAUGCAUGUCAACUGUGGAGUUCAGUCGGAGUGUUUUAUACUAUAGGAUGUGUGCAGUGUAAUUUUUCAUAUUUAAGUAUUUUCAACGUUCACAUCAAAUGUAAACUGAAUCGAACAUCCCUGACAUCUAGUGACCUAACUUUAUCCCACAUCUGCCCCUUAGGGGUGGGUACUGUGUGUCUUACUGUAGUACUGUGAAUCUUUAAUUAUUGUUUUGUUUUUUUUUCUCGAUCUCACUGAAACACACUGUUUCCAGUGCGUGUGUAUGUCUUGUCUCUGUGUGUGAGCAUGUCUGUUUCUAGGGCUCAGCAACUGAAUCCUCAUCACGCAGCUCUUUCUCUUUUAAAUUCACAGAUAAGAUGUCAAGAGACCUUGUUGCAUGAAAACUGAUAGGGAGAGAGCUACCCAUGACGUCACAUCAAUUAAAUUAUAAUCUUGCUGGGCGAAGUAAUCCGAGAUAAUCGCCAUCUACCGUACACAUUAGAAAGAGUGUCUCAGUGAGUUUGGAGGUCGGGGGAGAAGCAGCAUUUUAUAUUAAACAAGCUUCCACCGAAUAAUUAGCUCGUGGUCUGCACUGAGGGGGCUAUAAUUGCGCGUCUGAUUGAUUCGCAUUGAGAAGCAUGGCUGUGUCAACAAGAAGGCCUGCAUUAAGCUUGCUGGUGUCACUGGGGGUUUGUUAGAGCCCUCAGGCCUGUCCUGGUGAGGCUCCAGGCUGGAAAACUCUGCUCUGAUUGUAAAGCAGGGCUGGUAAUUUCCCAGGCCGAUGCAGUCACAAGGAUGAAGCGAGCGCAGCAGUCCUUAGAGAGAGAGAGAGAGAGAGAGAGUGUGAGUGUGCAGGAAUAUUAUCCACACACCAGCUUUACCUCCUACAAAAAAUAAAGCACCGCUUGCAUAUCAUUAUUAUAAAUUGCCUUGUUUUUCCAUUUUCGUAAAUCCAUUUACUAAGAAAAUAAAAUCUGGUCAAGUAGUAACCUGAGUGUAGAAACAGUGAUUAAUAACUGUUUCUCUCAAAUAACAAUAUUCUGUAUGGUUUUUCUACUAACAUCCAUUAGAAAAAGAAUACGCCAGUGUAUGGACUUGCUUGCGUUAUUAGGACUAACUGUGAUGUCCAUUUUUUUUUAUUUAUUCAUUCUCAGAGCUUUGGCUCAGUUAAUAAAAGCAGCACUGCAAAUCAUUUGUGUUUUAAUCAUAAAGGAGGUGCUGGGAGGCCAGGGCGCAGGGGUGAAAGAUAAUUGAACGGCAAGGGGACACCAUUAAUCAGGUACAAUAGAGCAAUCGAUACACAAUUAAAAAAGCAACGCCUCUCUCCUCUCCACGGACAGCAGCAGCCAGUUGCAGUUCACUGCUGUGCCUUACCUGACCUCCUUUCCAGGCCCACAGGAAGUACUAGAGGAAACACAGUUGUAUAUUAAGUGGAAACAGACUUGGUACAGAGAGUGCAGUGGUGAGGGUAUGGAAUGGGUUACCUAGCCAUGUUGUUAAAGUUUUGAGAACAAUCAGCUACUUGGAACUUGACGAGCACUGAUGGGCUGAAUGGCUUCCUCUUGUUUGUAAUUUUUUUUAAUGUUCUUAGAAUGUCUGGAGUAAAAAGGGGGUAAACUUGUAAAAUGUACUGCUGUGUGAUUUACAGUCUUGAGGAGGUUAAAAUCUGCUCCUGUAAUAGAGCUGACACAUUUUAUAGAAUGUAGGGGAAUAUUGUAUAUAACUGUUUUAAAAAGGCCUUGUUUUCUAAAUGAUCUUCUUAGAAGUAUUGUGUGCCUGUCUGUUGUUGUCGUAGUGCUGUCUGCUGAAUCAAAGAUCAGCUUAACCCACUUAGGCCCUGACUAUAAAAGCUGGUGGUUUUUGCUCAUUUAUAUGUAUUUAUAGAUAUUUUGCUCAGUUAAGACAGACACAGUGGGCAAGAUUCCAGGAGUGUAUGUGGCGGAUCUGCAGGGGGCGCUUUCUCCUAUCUAAACAUCACCUUGAUGCCCCAGCCUACCUUCAGGAGGUGCUCCUUAAUAAAUGUGUCCCUCUAGAAAAACACAAUUCCGAGAUCACAGGGAAAAAAACUUCUCCGAAUUAGCUCCAACUUCCAGAAUUUUCAAUGCAUAGAAAAAACACUGACAAGUUGUGAAUUUUUCUUCAAUUUUUCUGGCACGAGACCAGCGCAUAAACACUAUCUGUAGGGCAGUGAGAAGUGUGGCGGGAUUCAUUGCAGAUUGGAGAUCGGAUGCGUUGGAUCUUAACAACGAAGGGACAGCAUAUGACAAAAAAAAGUGAUUUCAAACUUUUACUUACCAAAGUGUAUAAAACAUGUCAAUAAGACGUUUGUCAAAUUACAAAUGUACUCCGCUGUACUAAGUUUUUCCAGCAAAUGUGUAGCUUCUAAAGACAAAGCAUAGGAACUAUUUUGCACUGGCAGAAGGAUACAUUACAUAAAACUUAGUUUAAAUAUGAAAAUUGUUUUUUUCUUUUUUUGUUUGUUUUGGUUUUAUAUAACAUAAACAUAGAGCCAUUUUUUAAGAGCAGUAACCAACUCCAGAGUGUGUGGUAAGACAUGUCUUACUGCACUUCUGGGUAGUUGAAGAUAGGCCUAUGUCUUACUGUGCACCCUGUCGUGGGUUAUUGCUUGCUUAAUUACUUUUUUAUUUAUUAAUUCUCAUUAACACCAUCUCAUUGAAGUCAUUGCUGCAGACUUGGACAAGUUCUUAGCAGAAAAUAAAUGUUUCUGUUUGCAGAUGUUUGGAAAUUUUACAACAGAUUUCCGUAGGGCCUAAUAAAGGUUUACCAUAGUAAAUUGCAUGUUCAUUUUGCAGUUUUCUCAUGCUUUUCCCAUGGCUUUACUGUGCAUUUACCAUAGUUUACCUUGAUUUGAUUUUUUUAAUAGGCUUUACCAUGCUUUGCUUUAUUACACUUUGCUAUACUUUCACUGGGAAACUUUUAUAAGUGCUGUGCUAAAUAACCCAAGUCCUGUGUACAACCUGACAGCAGGAUACAGGCACUGAUGGCACUGCAAGGUCAGCAGUCCACAGCUGAUCCUGAAUCUAAAGGCUUACAGCUUUGUGAUUUAAUCAUUUUCAGAAUGUAUUUGUUUCAUAACUUGCCCAAACUUAGAAAACCAGGCUUUAAGCAGGGACUCUCCUUUCUAUCCUGAGCAGUUUCUCUUUGUAAGUGUUUUUAAAUAUUGUUUGAUUUUGACUACACACAGUGGACUGAACCUUCAGAGGGUUUAAUUGUCUUGUGUACUGAGCGUGUUUGUAGGAAGCCUAUUUAGGUUGCAUCUGGAAAUGUAUUCUGUGGAUAUGUGCACAGGUUGCGAUAAAGGAGAUAUUCAUAUUUUGUGUGCGUGGUUGUGUGUGUAUGAUUGUACAGAGUGUGUGACUGGGUGUGUCUAAGCUGAUCAGAUGAUGAUCUAGUUGGGUUGAUCUCCUCAUGUAAGCUGCUAGCACAGUCAUAUAAUCCAUAAUUACUAAAGACUCAAUAGUGCUCAAUUUUAGAAAUACUAAAAUAAAUCAAUAGCCAAAAUUUCAAAGACUUCUAGUCUAAAUGUUUGCCAUUUAAUUUAUUAGGUUUCUUUAGAAUUUCUAGAUCUAUGUUCACCGAACAGUUUGGGACAGUUCCACCACAGUGCAUUCUGGUACGUUUUACGUGUCUCAAGUACCUUUCAUGUCAAUAACCCCAAAAAUACUACCUCUCCCUUUUAAAAAUGUGUGUCAAUAUUGAUGACUGCGCUAUGAUGUCGGCCUGUAAAUAAUAAUAUAAAAGCUGGCAUAUCACAUGUGCUAGAGGGAACAGUUACAAUCCGGUCGAUUACAAAAGUCUGGAAGUCCAGAGUUACUGUAUUAACACCAGUAUAUAAUAUGAAAUACGGUAACUCCAGUUUCUUGCAACAAAAGGGAUGGAUACUAUUAUAUAACAUUUACUUUAAAAUGAAGUUGCUUUCAAGAAAUUUAGAACAAGAACGAAAAACUAAAUAAAAAUGCACUAUGGGUUGUGUUGCACACGUGCCAUUAACAAAAUGCCCCAAACAUUUUUAAUGAAGAAAAUUUUAUAAUUAAGGGUAAAUAAUUAAAACAAUGAAAAGGUUACUGUACCAUGCUGAAAAACGUUUGAGCGCUCCAAUAAACCAGUGUUGUCUUUCGCCAGUCAAAGCGUAGGGGCCAAAAUAAAGUUUUGACAAACAGUUUUUUUUUUCAUCUGUUCAAUCUCCUUUAAGCAGCUACAUCUAUCCCAGAUAUAAUAGAUUCAGUUAUAUUGUUGACCGCCAGAAGUUUGACGAUGACUUAAUUGCCAGCAACUUCCCUAGUUAGAUGAGGAGCCGAUAUCUUCAGCCAAAAAAGCAGGCACAGCAUUUCAAGGUGUUGCUAUAAGGAAAAACAGUUAAUGUAGAGUGAGUUUUGUACUAAAGCAGGGUCAGCUGUUGCAGGGAAAAGGGAAUUUAUUUCUCAAACGGAAGAACUGUGAAAGCAUAAAAAGACGGGAAUGCAAUUUGGAAGUGCAAACCUACCCUGACACCAAUAGCCAGAGCAAUGUGCUACUGAAGUACUGCAGUGCUGACAAAAAAACAUUUCAGGAAUUAAAAAUCAAAUGUAAUGCAGCUUACUUGAUUAAUGGAGUCAUCAGCUGCAUAGAUUAAUCAUUACUGUUUUAGUAUCGCUUUAGUGUCAUAACAAGUUGUUUUCGUAUUUUAAGCAGUUAAAUAUGGUUGCUCCUAAAGUCAGUACCCAACAUUUGGAUUUGGCUACCAACACGUUUGUCUGGAGCCCUGCUACACUUGCCAGACCGCAUUGCGAUGAAAUUUAAAAAGUCAGUCCCAAACUGUCCCAGUGAACUUGGUCCCCCUAAGUGCACUCCUAGCAAUGUGCGUGGCUUGAGUAGACCAAACCAACUGAACCAGAGCAGCUCCUAAAGACAAAAGUGUGUGUGUGUGUGUGUGUGUGUGUGUGUGUGUUCACAGUCACCUGUGUCUCAUCCAGUCACACAUUGCUUGCACCAGACUGAACAAAUGCUUCUAAAUUGGUAGCAAGAAUCUGGUAAAAUAGUGACUAAUGAAAUUUGACUUGGAAGUGAGUUUGAGCAGUUUACAUACUGUACUCCAUGUGUUUGUUUGAGCACAUAGGACCUAAUGAGCUGAUCUUCCACCCUUUUCACCAGAUUAUCAGAAUCCAUUUGCCUAAACCAGCACUUAACCCAAAACAGCCAAUACUCAACGAACCCCACAGCCGUGUCCACUAUAGUGAAAGAACCUGGCGCCAAAGUGUGGAUUUAAUUUGAAAAAAAAAAAUUCAUAAUGAGUUAUAAAGAAGCAUGUUUUCAUUUAAUUCAAUCCUUAUUUCUAGAGUCAAAUCUCUAUUAAGUAAAGUACUGAAAAAACAGGAACUGCGUAAGAUAGAUGUUUGUGUUAUGAAGAUUUUUCUGCAGGUUAUUGUACAUCAAUGAUGUUGUUCUGUAAAAAUGAGUAAUUGAAGUACAAAAUGAAGACUGAACCCCUGUAAUAAAAUGCUGUUUAAUCUGAAAA
Messenger RNA from Acipenser ruthenus (sterlet), 8074 nucleotides. RefSeq names its product BTB/POZ domain-containing protein 9-like. The transcript is spliced from 11 exons. The record is from RefSeq and is a predicted model, not a curated record. NCBI's taxonomy places the organism in Eukaryota, Metazoa, Chordata, Actinopteri, Acipenseriformes, Acipenseridae. Gene Ontology annotation, molecular function: protein binding. The coding region runs from base 270 to 2135 and encodes 621 amino acids. Gene Ontology annotation, biological process: modulation of chemical synaptic transmission; circadian behavior; adult locomotory behavior.